Cyprinodon tularosa is the source of this 1514-nucleotide messenger RNA. RefSeq names its product lamina-associated polypeptide 2, isoforms beta/gamma-like. Gene Ontology annotation, molecular function: DNA binding. The record is from RefSeq and is a predicted model, not a curated record. NCBI's taxonomy places the organism in Eukaryota, Metazoa, Chordata, Actinopteri, Cyprinodontiformes, Cyprinodontidae. The coding region runs from base 60 to 1115 and encodes 351 amino acids. The transcript has 6 exons.
CCCCGCCCCGCUCAUUGAUCCGGGGCUCCGUGCAUCCUGACCGUUUCCUCCGCGCCGCCAUGCCGCUGUUCCUGGAGGACCCGCGGGUUCUGACCAAGGAGCAGCUGAGGAGCCAGCUGCUGGCCCACAGCGUGGAGCUUCCGGGUGGGAACCCCACUAAGGACGUGUUCGUGCAGCUUUACCUGAACAAGCUGACGGCCCAGAACCAGGAGCGGCUUCCGGCCGCUGCGCCGGACGCCUUUUCCAGCGACGAGGAGGCGCCGCCCGUGGCCCCCAGCAGGAGCCGCUCCUCCGGAAAGAAAACCCCCAGGAAAUCAGAGAAGCUCCGCCUGGAGGAGGUCGACGUGACGUCGCUCACUGAUGAGGGCCUGAGGGACGAGUUGCAGAAGUAUGGAGUGAGUGUGGGACCAAUCGUAGCAUCGACUCGUAAACUAUAUGAGAAGAAGCUGCAGAAGUUCCUGGACGACGGUCCUGCUCAGCCGGUCUCCAACCAAAUACCAGCUACCCUCAAUGGGAACGCUGAAGCCGACGUCUACAGCGACAAGGAGGAUGAACCAGUAGCAGUUCCAGAACCUGAGCCGGAACCAGAAGCAGAACCAGUACCAGUGGUGGAGAGACGGGCGAGGAGUGGAGGAAAGACCCCAGUCAGCAGCCGCUCCGGCAGCAGCAGGCAGCAGAAGGUGGAGAAAAUCAGCGCCAGUGAGCAGAAAGUGGAGGAAGACGUUCUAACGGAGCUUUUUACUGGCGACAUGAACAGUCCGACAGGAAUAAGCGCCACCUGUAGGAAGCCCAUCAGAGGAGCCGCCGGACGCCCCCUGAUCUCCAGCGAAGUGUGGAAUGAGGACUUUUCCAAAACCGCCAAGACAAGCAGCUUCUCUUACACGGGGAGCCACGCCGUCAACAGGGUGUCCAGUGGGAGCGCCUCCUCCAGCGCCUCCUCCAGCACCUCCUCCAGCACCUCCUACGCCACGCUGGCUGUUACCGCUCCAACCAGAGCGCCGCGCCGCAGCACUGCUCUUUGGAAGAAGCUGGCCCUGGUCGGUGUCCUGGGUGCAUUCCUGGUUUUUGUUUACCUGGCCAUGGAGACCAACUCUGUGGGCCCGUUCCAGGCCUGAGCUACAGGGGGGGCAGCGUAGAUAGGGGGGUGAAUACUUCUGGUUGAAGUGUGAAUCUGUAGCCAGUUUUUCUUACCUCAUGAUUCCCUGGUUUGUAUUUUUAAAGUGUCUUUCUCCUUUAAGCGGUGUCCUGUAAAGCGGUGAAGAGUCCUGAUGGAUUCCUUAGAGCGAAGCACUGCAGCUUCUUGGUGCUAACUGUGUUGACAAUGUGUGAGUUGGGGUUAAAGGCGGAGCUUAGUCUUACUGCCUGGAUGUCAGCAAAGAUGGCGCCAUGACGCUGAUGCUUCUAAAACUGAAACUCUUGAUAUAUUUUCUUAAUGUUUCUUAUUAAACUGAAUUUCUAUUUUACACAAAUGUAGUUGCUGCAUUGCUCACUAAAUAAAGCGUUACUGCAGCACA